Messenger RNA from Copidosoma floridanum, 5506 nucleotides. RefSeq names its product Multidrug-Resistance like Protein 1 (gene MRP). NCBI's taxonomy places the organism in Eukaryota, Metazoa, Arthropoda, Insecta, Hymenoptera, Encyrtidae. Gene Ontology annotation, biological process: transmembrane transport. Gene Ontology annotation, molecular function: ATP binding; ABC-type transporter activity; ATP hydrolysis activity. The record is from RefSeq and is a predicted model, not a curated record. Gene Ontology annotation, cellular component: membrane.
UCAGCGGUCGUAUACAGGCAUUUACAGGCAUCAAUCUCUCGUGCCGUAAGGAUCCGAGUCAAGGAUAGCGAAACUCGUGGAGUCAGUCUGGUCAGUCAUCCCUGCAGAAUUGCAGACAUGUAAAACUUAUUUCUUUGUGCGCGUAGAAAAGGAAAAAGAAGAGAGUGACAAAUCAACAGCCCGUAUACACAUACAACCACCGAAAGAGGAAGAAAGUAUAGAUAUAGAUAGAAGAGGAAGCGAAAGCGCGUGCAAAAGUUCGAUUUCCAUCGCUGCAGAAGAAGGGUUGUUUGCUUGCAGAUAUAUAAUUUUCAUUGCAGACGUGUGUUUGCUGAGCUACAGCGGAUGGCGUCAGUGAUAUUUGACGCAGAGUUUUUGUUGAUUCGUGCAACCGGGGGUAGAUGCGCAGAGUGAUUAAUGUGCAGUUAAAAUGGAGAAUUAUACGAUGGACCAAUUUUGCGGCUCCAAGUUUUGGGACGCAAACUUGUCGUGGUACACCGACAAUCCAGAUCUGACAGAAUGUUUUCAGAAAACAGUUCUCAUAUGGGUACCAUGUAUUUUCUUAUGGAUAUGUUCAUCCUUCGAAGCUUACUACCUUGUCAACAGCAAGAGAAAAAAUAUUCCACUUACAUGGCUGUUUAUCUCAAAAUAUAUUAUCACAGUUGCAUUAAUUUUACUCACAGUUUUGGAUUUGGGUAAAACUAUAAGAAACUGGGUAUUAGACAACAUAGUCUAUGAUGUAGAUUUUUUAACUCCUUGUAUAAAAAUACUAACUUUUAUUCUAUGUCUUGUAUUAUUAAUUUAUAACAAAAAGUAUGGUAUGAGAACCUCAGGAUUAUUGUGGAUGUUUUGGUGCCUUCUUGCAAUUUGUGGCAUUGUACAAUAUCGAAGUUUAUUGACAAAAUCGUACAACGAGAUUGGGUCAUUGUACGAAUAUGUAUCAUACAAUAUAUACUAUCCAUUAGUGGUAAUGAUGUUCCUACUCAACUUUUUAGUAGAUGCAGAGCCGAAAUAUUCAGAAUAUCCACGUGUAAAAACACCAUGUCCAGAGCAGAGUGCUUCUUUUCCAUCGCGCCUCACUUUUGGGUGGUUCAAUUCGUUAGCUUGGAAAGGGUUUAAAAAUCCUUUACAAACAUCUGAUUUGUGGUCCAUGAACCCCAAUGAUAUGGCUAAAGAAAUUGUACCUUUAUUUGACAAACAUUGGAACAAAAGUCUCAGCAAAGUAGACAAACAAUUUUGGAACUCUUAUAACUAUUCUAGUUCACAAGGAGCAAACGCCGUGUUUAGUAAAUCAUCGGGUCGAGUUGAUUUUAGCAGUGGCAAGAAGAAAAAAACGGCUUCAGUUUUACCACCGUUGUGCAAAGCAUUUGGACCCAUUUUUAUGUUUGGUGUCAUGUUGAAAGUCGUACAAGAUAUCAUGACCUUUUUGAGUCCACAAAUAUUGAAGUUACUUAUACAAUUCACGAAAUCAAAAGAUGAACCAUUGUGGAAGGGUUACCUUUAUGCGGUGUUACUUUUUUUUACCGCAAUAAUUCAAACUUUGGUAUUGGCACAGUACUUUCAUCGAAUGUUGUUGGUUGGUUUACGCAUGAGAACGGCCCUCAUAGCAGCAAUUUACAGAAAAGCCUUGAGAAUGUCUAACUCGGCAAGGAAAGAAUCGACUGUCGGGGAAAUUGUCAAUUUGAUGUCUGUAGAUGCGCAAAGAUUUAUGGAUGUGACUACGUACAUAAAUAUGAUUUGGUCUGCGCCACUUCAGAUUAUUUUGGCCUUGUACUUUUUGUGGGGCAUCUUAGGACCAUCUGUUUUAUCUGGCUUAGCAGUUAUGAUAAUUUUAAUCCCUGUAAAUGCAUUACUUGCUGGCAAAGUAAGGAACUUGCAAAUCAAACAGAUGAAAAAUAAAGAUGAUAGGGUCAAGUUAAUGAAUGAAGUGUUGAGCGGUAUCAAAGUUUUGAAAUUGUACGCUUGGGAACCUUCAUUUGAGGAACAAAUUUUAAAAAUUAGAAAUAAAGAAAUUAAAGUACUAAAACAGGCGGCUUACAUCAGCGCAGGAACUAGUUUUAUAUGGUCUUGUGCCCCAUUCAUGGUAUCCUUAGUGUCGUUUGCAACAUUUGUGUUGAUAGACGAAAAAAAUGUUUUGGAUAGUGAAACAGCCUUCGUAUCCUUGAGUUUAUUCAACAUUUUAAGGUUCCCAUUGUCCAUGUUACCAAUGAUGGUCAGCUACGUAGUUCAAGCAUCAGUAUCUGUAAAACGUAUAAACAAGUUUAUGAAUUCUGAAGAGUUAGAUCCAAAUAAUGUACAGCAUGAAACGUCAGAAGUUAACCCAAUAGUUAUCGAAAACGGUAAUUUUGCUUGGGAUUCAGAACACAUAGAGAAGCCGAUGUUGCGAAACAUCAAUUUACAAAUCAAACAAGGUCAAUUAGUUGCCAUUGUGGGAAGUGUUGGUUCGGGUAAAAGCUCUUUAAUAUCGGCCAUGCUUGGUGAAAUGGAAAAACUGAGUGGCAAAGUAAAUACGAAGGGCAAAAUUGCCUACGUAUCUCAACAAGCUUGGAUACAGAAUGCUACUCUGCAAGACAAUAUUCUGUUUGGCUCGCCUUUCAAUAAAGCUUUGUAUCAUCGCGUUGUGGAAGCGUGUGCUUUAACUCCAGAUUUUAAAAUGUUACCGGCUGGUGAUCAGACUGAAAUUGGUGAAAAGGGUAUAAAUUUAUCUGGAGGACAGAAGCAAAGAGUUUCACUAGCAAGAGCUGUGUACAACAAUGCCGACAUCUAUUUCCUCGACGAUCCUCUUAGUGCUGUUGAUUCACACGUAGGAAAACAUAUUUUUGAAAAUUUAAUCGGAUCGCGUGGUUUGAUAAAGAAAAAAACCAGAAUUCUUGUGACUCACGGCAUUACGUACUUGCCUGAAGUAGAUCACAUCAUCGUGUUAAAGGAUGGAGAAAUCAGCGAAAGUGGAACUUAUAAAGAACUUUUAGAUAAACGCGGAUCCUUUGCCGAUUUCUUAGUGCAACAUUUACAAGAAGUUGGAAAUUUAAAGCCCGACGAAGAAAGUAGUGAAGACUUGAUGGAAAUCAAGCAAAAACUAGAAAAUACUAUUGGAAGUGAAGAGUUACAACAAAAAAUUUCUCAAGCUAGAACAAGAGCUUCUGUUAGUAUAAGUGAUUCAACAUCCAUAGCGGAUAAAAAGUCUUUAAAUGGAUCUCUGCAUAGAAAACCCUCUACAGACAGUCAACAGUCUGGGAGCUUGGUACAAAGUAAUAAUGUAAAGGAAAUUAAUCAAAAUCAGUACAAAACUGGAGAGAAAUUAAUAGAGACUGAAAAGGCUGAAACUGGCAGUGUUAAAUGGACAGUAUAUUCCCACUAUCUACAAUCGAUAGGAUGGUUUUUGGCUGUGUCUACUAUUAUUAUGAAUGCAGUUUUUCAGUCAUUUAGUAUCAGUGCAAAUCUGUGGCUGAGUGCAUGGUCUAGUGACAACGAGACAGUUGUCAAUGGUACAGCUAAUACAUAUAAGCAAAAUAUGUACCUUGGUGUGUAUGGUGCAUUCGGUUUGGGACAAGCGAUGACGAGCUUUUUCUGUGAUUUGGCUCCGCAGCUGGGCUGCUGGCUGGCCGCACGUCAGAUGCACAACGUGAUGAUGCGCGGGGUACUGCGCGCCCCGCUCACCUUUUUCGACACGACACCCAUCGGUCGUAUUAUCUCCAGGUUCGCUAAGGACGUCGAUGUCCUGGACACGUCUCUCCCCCAACAAAUUUCCGAUACCAUCUAUUGUUCAUACGAGGUGAUCGCGACCCUCGUCGUCAUAAGUUACAGCACGCCCAUGUUCAUAUCCGUGAUAGUGCCUAUUGGUCUAGUCUACUACUUCAUCCAGCGCUUCUACGUCGCGACGUCGCGCCAAUUGAAGAGGCUCGAGUCGGUCUCGAGGUCGCCGAUUUACUCGCACUUUGGCGAGUCCGUCACCGGGGCUCAGAUCAUUCGGGCCUACGGAGUCCAGGACAGAUUCGUCAACGAGUCCGAGAGCAGGGUUGACUUCAACCAAGUUUGCUACUACCCGAGCAUCAUUGCAAACAGGUGGCUGGCUGUGAGACUAGAAAUGGUGGGGAACCUGAUAAUCUUCUUCUCCGCGCUCUUUGCCGUGCUCGACAAGGACACGAUGAGCGCCGGCCUCGUCGGUCUCUCGAUUAGUUAUGCCCUGCAAAUAACGCAAACGCUCAACUGGCUGGUACGUAUGACGUCGGAUGUCGAGACAAACAUAGUCGCCGUUGAGAGGAUAAAGGAGUACAGUGAGACGUCCCAGGAGGCGCCCUGGGAGAUACCCGAUCAGGACCCACCGAAGGAUUGGCCUAUGCGCGGUAGCGUCGAGUUCCACGAUUACAAGGUCCGCUAUAGAGAUGGCCUCGAUCUGGUGCUCAAUGGACUGAGCUUCAGCGUCGAUGGAGGCGAGAAGAUUGGCAUAGUUGGUAGAACCGGGGCUGGAAAGUCCUCGCUCACGCUCGCCCUUUUCCGUAUCAUUGAAGCCGCGUACGGUAAAAUCGUCAUCGAUGAGGUCGACAUAUCAAAGCUGGGACUGCACACCCUGAGAUCGAGGCUGACAAUCAUACCCCAGGACCCGGUGCUCUUCUCCGGCAGUCUGAGGCUCAAUCUCGAUCCGUUCAACAAGUGCUCGGACGACGAUAUUUGGAGGGCCCUGGAGCAUGCCCAUCUCAAGGAUUUUGUCAAAGGUUUGCCAAAUACUUUGACGCAUGAGGUGACCGAAGGUGGAGACAACUUGAGUGUCGGUCAGAGGCAAUUAAUGUGUCUAGCAAGAGCGUUGCUGAGGAAAACUAAAGUCUUGAUUUUGGACGAAGCGACUGCGGCCGUAGAUCUAGAAACCGACGACCUCAUCCAAAGGACAAUCCGAGAAGAGUUUAAAGAUUGCACUGUUCUUACCAUAGCUCAUAGGCUUAACACCAUUCUUGAUUCAGAUAGGGUCAUUGUCUUAGAUAAGGGCUCAAUUAUCGAAUUCGAUUCGCCCGAUAAUUUGCUGCAAAAACAAGACAGCGCUUUCUACAGCAUGGCUAAGGAUGCAGGCUUAACUUUAUCAUAAGAGCGUACCCAUAUAAGUAUAUUGUCAAUUAAAAUAUUAAAAACCAAAGCUUGCCCGGGAACUUCCCCAAGGUAGCCAAAAUGUUGUAUAUUAUCUGAUUCUAUUUCAUUCUGCCGAAUUAUUAAUUAUCAAUCAAAAAAAAGAGCUGGUUAAAAAAUAGGUUUGCUUGUAAUAUACGUAGGCAAAAUUAAAUCAAGUCACUUUUAAUACUGCCAAUUUAAACACGUUGUAAUAUCGUUACAUUGAUGCGAAUCUUGAUGAAUUCCAUAUCUAAGGAUAGAUCAUCUAAUUAAUCAAUCGAUAUUACAUAACUAUUUUAGUUUUAUAACUCAAGUUGAACCUUUUCAAAUGUCUAAUUAGAUUAAUUUUUAAUUAAAAUUAAUUAUUAUAAGUUGGAAUUCAUAAAAUAGUUUUACGGUAGUAGUAUUA